AUCUGUUAAUACAUACGAGAGGUCAGUGUACGUCACGUAGUUAUUAUUCAGAGUUGAGGAUUUUGUGGAAAUUUAUCUGUCUGGAAGUGUAAGGAAAAAAGAUUCCUGAGACUCUCUCGCGGCAAGACAUUACGGGAAAAUAACGCGGAGGUCUCAGGUUCAGCGAAUUUCAUAGUUUGAAGACUUCCCGUAAGAAAGAAGUGUCCGCGGUACAUCGAGUGCUAUAACGCUAGUCGCAUGUAAUUGUGGUAUUGCGUUUGAAAAACUUUAUUUUAUUAAAGGCACAGCCGUCUAUUUGGCGUCUGUGAAGAGAGGACAAGAGUGUGUGAUAGGUUAUGUCAACUGGAUUGGCAGGUGCUGUUUCAAAUCAGCGGAUGAAAGGACAAACUAACAGUCAAGUGAGCAAUGGUCCUAAAGAACACCAGCAGCAACAACAGACAGAACAUGCUGGUGGAGAAGAUACUGGAUUUGAUUCAUGGAGAGGAGGCAAUAGUACACAUCAUUCUAGUUAUCCAAUUGGAACUGGUGAUCCAUAUAGCCCUUACUAUGCAAGUACUUCAUUCCCUUAUCAAACAUUUGGUGCUGGGGAUGGUACUUGGUCAAAUGGAACAGACCCAGUUGCGUUUCUUUCUGGCUAUGGAGGUCAAAUAGGUCACGAUGCAUAUGGCAUGGAUGGAAUGUUUUCUGCUAGUGCAGGAGGUGGUUUUAGUACAUUUGGUCAGCCUGCUUUUAAUUAUUUUCAUGGAAAUGGUGAUUUUAGUGCUUGGGGCACUCCAAGAAAAACACGCUAUGAAGAUUAUUAUCCUCCACGUGGAAAUGAAAAUUAUCCAACACCUAGUAACGCAGAAAUUAAGACUAUUGAACAAAGUGUGCAAGGCUUGUCACUAGGAAGUGGAGAAGUUCCACGUCAAGAACAAACUUCAUCUAAUCAAUCAAUAAAACCAGAAGCAAAAGAACCUAGAAAGAUAACAUGGGCCAGUGUUGCAAGUCAACCUGCAAAGCCUGUUCCUCCACUUUCAUCUUCUCAAGGAAUGAAAAAAAAGGCUGGAAUGCCACCACCACCUAUUGUGCCAGGGAAGCACAAUAUGGACAUUGGAACAUGGGGUGAAGGUAAAUCUUCUGCACCUCCUCCAACAGCACCACCGCCACCACAAGUACAGCCUCCUGUUCCACCACCUCCGCCACUGGCUCAGAGACAGAGACCUCCUCCUCCUCCACCAUGUUGGAAUAGACAACCUACAACACCUCCAUCACCUCCACAAUCGCAGAUUCAUAUGCCCCAACAACAACAGCACCAACAUCAACAGCAGCAGCAGCAGCAGCAGCAACAACAGCAGCAGCAGCAGCAGCAACAACAGCAGCAACAACAGCAGCAACUGCAGCCACAACAGCAGCAAAUUACACAAUCACAGUCGCAUCCUGUCUUAGAUAAGCUGAAAGUGAAGAAUGAUUAUAAUCCUGUAGAAUUUGAUGAAACUGCUCCUGGAGCUAGGUUUUUUGUAAUCAAAUCUUACUCUGAGGAUGAUAUUCAUAGAUCCAUUAAAUAUGAGAUUUGGUGCAGUACUGAGCAUGGUAAUAAAAGAUUGGAUCAAGCAUAUAAAGAAGCCAGUUGUGAAGGUGCGCCUUUAUAUUUGUUCUUUUCUGUCAAUGGAUCUGGUCACUUUUGUGGUAUGGCACAAAUGGUGUCACCUGUUGACUAUAAGAGCAAUAGCUCUGUAUGGUCUCAAGAUAAAUGGAAAGGCCAAUUUCGUGUACGUUGGAUUUAUGUUAAAGAUGUUCCUAAUGUGCAACUUCGUCACAUUAGACUAGAAAACAAUGAAAAUAAACCAGUGACUAAUUCAAGGGAUGCACAGGAAGUCCCUCAUGCAAAAGGCAUAACAGUGCUGCGUAUAUUACAUACUUAUCGACAUUCAACUAGCAUUUUUGAUGACUUUGGACAUUAUGAACGUAAACAAGCAGAAGAAGAUCAACGUAAGGCUCCAUCAAAUGCUAUACAACAUCAUCAUUCUUCCAAUCAUAGAAAUAGAGGACAUUCAGAUUUAUCAAGGGAUCAUCAUCCUCAUCAAUCGCAUUUACAUCAUCAACGCAAAGAUCGGGAUGGUGGUCGUGGUAGAGGCAGAGGAGGUUCACGCCAGUAGCGAUGGAUACAACAAGAAUAUAAUACUGUUCAUAAUAGUAAUCAUCGUAAAGAAAGCAUGCUACGACUAAUUAUCGUCUUACUACUUACCUUUGCUUUCUUGGAUACACAAAAGGCUUCUAAUUCCUGUGAAAACUUGUCAUCAUUGAGACUAUUUCCUUCUGUUAAAUAAUCAACUUGUAUGAUAAUUAGCGUCACGACGGCAUCAUAAAUAUUAUCUGAUCAUAACUACCAUGAAGAAGAACGUAAUUCAAUUUCAAGGGAUAUUGGGUAACCUUGCUGACAGUUAUAAGCAUAUAGUGUGGUGUUGCGUGCUAUUCAUCGAAAGGUGUUUCUUAAACGUACAAAUUAAAAAUGCGAGAAAAAUGAAAUAUGGAACAGAAGAAAAAACUGUAAUAUAUGGACUAACCCUUGUAAAAUGCUUAAACUUUUGUUGAUAAUGAAAAAAUCUAUGCGAGAACAAUAUUGUAAGCAAGUGUCAUUUAAAUCAAUUACCAUUUUAAACUUUGAUGGACAUAUAACCUGGUGCCUGUGGCUGAAAGGACUCACCUUUCUUUGUUAUAAAGGUGCAAGGGCUUAUUACAACGUUUUAAGUUUAUGUGUAACAAUUAUGCUUGAUCAUUGGAUAAUAAUAGAAAUUAUUGUCAACUGAUUA
Bombus pyrosoma is the source of this 2792-nucleotide messenger RNA. RefSeq names its product YTH domain-containing family protein 3-like (gene Ythdf). NCBI's taxonomy places the organism in Eukaryota, Metazoa, Arthropoda, Insecta, Hymenoptera, Apidae. Gene Ontology annotation, molecular function: mRNA binding; N6-methyladenosine-containing RNA reader activity. The transcript is spliced from 4 exons. The coding region runs from base 336 to 2138 and encodes 600 amino acids. Gene Ontology annotation, biological process: mRNA destabilization. Gene Ontology annotation, cellular component: cytoplasm. The record is from RefSeq and is a predicted model, not a curated record.